Linum tenue is the source of this 501-nucleotide messenger RNA. NCBI's taxonomy places the organism in Eukaryota, Viridiplantae, Streptophyta, Magnoliopsida, Malpighiales, Linaceae. The record is from the annotation of a GenBank genome assembly.
UUUGUUCCACCUCACCCAAACCAAACCCUUUUUAUCCAACUCCUAACAAAUCCCCCACCUCCCAACUUUUUCUCGCACACCCAAACCCCAAUCCCAGUCCCUAUCGUCCUCAUCACCGAGUCGGCGAGGAGUUUGAAGUUUUCGCUACUGCAGCUUUCGUUUGAGGUCUUGCAUCGGGCUUAUCCACUCUCUAAUAAAAGACGGAGGCGCUGCUGUCGGCUUUGAAAAAGAAUCUAGGCAGAUCCAGAUUGGGGGUGGAUUUGUCCAAUUUCGAUUCCCCCUUCUCACUUUCUUCUCUUUUGCUGGGGAAAUCAAAGAGAAUGGAAGGCGAUGGCUCCAAUAGCAGGCAGGAGAAGGAUGCGUUGUCGGCGCGGCGGAAGUGAGGAAGAAGAGUGUAUUGUUAUCAACGGCAGGGGCAGAAAUUAUUUCCUGGGUUUGGGGUUUUUCUAGAUGACACUGUAUUUUCUGGGUUUUGGGAAUUUUUUUCUAUACGUUACAAGA